AUGCAGGCGGGGGGCGGCUGGUUCGUCCCGUGGACUAUGGGUGUGCAGAAGUUUGCAGUGGCAUUGCCCAUGGGCGGCGUAAUGCCACUUGUGCCACCGUUGCUGGCCGCCAUGCCUCAGGCGCCUCCGCCUUUGCGCCUUAUAGCGCCUCUGCCGCAUACGCAGUCUGGCAGAAAGUUUACCAGAGAUGAUUUGGUCAGUAAUCAAAUGAUUUUAAUGUUUACAAAACUAUUAUUGAAGACUCACUACGGCCUAUAA
Pieris macdunnoughi is the source of this 258-nucleotide messenger RNA. NCBI's taxonomy places the organism in Eukaryota, Metazoa, Arthropoda, Insecta, Lepidoptera, Pieridae. The record is from the annotation of a GenBank genome assembly.